AUGCCCAGCAGCAGCACAGCAAACGUUUGUUCUCAAGAGGCAGCUACACCAAUAGCAGCAGCAGCAGCAGCAGCAGCAACAGCAGCAGCGACAGCAACAGCAGCAGUAGAGGUAGAAGCAGGCCAGCCACAGGGCUCCAGCAACCUCACGUGCAAUCCCUACUACCCUCAGCAGCAGCAGCAGCAGCAGCAGCAGAAGGUACUACAACAGCAGCAGCAGCAGCAACAACAGCAACACCAACAGCAGCAGCAGAUGAGCCGAGUGUUUUCAUUACCCGUCGAUAAGAAACAUCUGUCUGAUUUGCUGCAGCUGUGCCCUGUUGAUGCAGCAGAAGAAUUGGGAGCAGCAGCAGGCAGCAGCAGCAAAGCUGUGGCUUGUAAGACGUCGAAGCAGCAGCAAGCGCUGCAGCGGCAGCUGCUGCUGUCUCAUCUGUCGCAGCAGCAGCAGCAGCAACAGCAGCUGCAGCUGCUGCCUUCUUUACUGGCUUCUCACGGUGUAGAGCUCCAUGGCUGCUCCCCCGAUCAGCAGCAGCAGCAGCAACAACAACAGAAGCAGCAGCAGCAACAGAAGCAGCAGCAGCAACAGCAGCAGCAGCAGCAGCAACGGGAUGCUUCGGGUGAAGAAGAAGAAACCCAUUUAGUGUAUGCAGGUGCAGCGCAGCAGGAAGACAAAAAGCAGCAGCAUGGGGAGAUUCAUGCUGCUGCAGCAGCAGCAGCAGCAGCAGAAUCAACAGCAGCAGCAACAGAAUCCGGAGCAGCAGCAGAGUCCUCAUCAGCAGCAGACUGCUCAGCAGAAUCUUCAGCAGCAGUCGACUCUGGAGCAGCAGCAGAGCCACCAGGAACAGGAGAAUCUGCGGCUUCUACUGCUGCUGCCGCCGCCGCCGCCGCCGCAGCAGCAGCAGCAGCAGCAGCAGCAGCAGCAGGGGGAGGAGGAGGUGUGAAUGGCGGUGUAUCAGUAUCUGCGAUCCCACUGAACGAAACAAUAUUAGCAGACAGACGUUUAAUAUUUUAUAAGACGCAGAUGUGUCCGCAUGCAGCGCGGGGGCUGUGCAAGUUAGCAGCAAAGUGCCGAUAUGCGCACCGAAGAGAAGAGCUGCGGCCGCAGCCGCGUUUAGAUAAGACGCGAAUUUGCUCCUUUAUCAAGGCUGGGAUACCCUGUGGACAAG
Molecule: messenger RNA, 1165 nt
Organism: Eimeria acervulina
Lineage: Eukaryota; Apicomplexa; Conoidasida; Eucoccidiorida; Eimeriidae
Exons: 1
Biological process (GO): regulation of transcription by RNA polymerase II
Cellular component (GO): SWI/SNF complex; nucleus
Molecular function (GO): transcription coregulator activity; metal ion binding
Source: RefSeq, a predicted model, not a curated record